Molecule: messenger RNA, 1665 nt
Organism: Aspergillus terreus NIH2624
Lineage: Eukaryota; Fungi; Ascomycota; Eurotiomycetes; Eurotiales; Aspergillaceae
Product: sugar porter family MFS transporter
Exons: 8
Coding region: 1-1665 (554 amino acids)
Biological process (GO): carbohydrate transport; transmembrane transport
Cellular component (GO): membrane
Molecular function (GO): carbohydrate:proton symporter activity
Source: RefSeq, a predicted model, not a curated record
AUGGGUGGCGCCGAUACAUCUGCGGCUAUGGAUGCCGCCGCGAAGAUUCGCAAGGCAAAGCUUAGGAGCCCGUCCGGCCCAGCAGCGCUGGUGCAGAAUCGGAAGGUAUUUGGGAUUGCGAUGUUUGCGUGUCUUGGGGGUCUUCUCUAUGGUUACAAUCAGGGUGUUUUCUCUGGUGUCUCUAUUCUCGAGCUUGGUGCCUGGUUCGGCGCGCUAUACUCCGGCCUUCUGUGCGAAAGAAUCUCCCGCAAAUACACCAUCCUUCUGAACGUUGGAAUCUUUUGUCUCGGCGUCGUGGUACAGUGUACUGCGGCUGCAAACAACGGCAGUUCGUCUAAUAUCUUGGGUGGUCGAUUCAUCACCGGUAUGGGAGUGGGAAGUCUCUCGAUGAGUGUCCCUAUGUAUAAUGCAGAGGUAAGCCGUCACCUCCCUGCAUCUACAGGCGCACCGCUGAACUUGGAUAGAUCGCUCCGCCAGAAGUACGAGGUUCGUUGGUUGCGCUGCAACAACUUGCCAUCACUUUUGGUAUCAUGGAUCAACUACGGAACAAACCAUAUCGGAGGGACCGGUCCAACUCAGAAGGACGCCGCGUGGCUGCUGCCCCUUGCCCUGCAGCUCGUUCCCGCCGUGAUUCUAGGUGUCGGAAUGAUCUUCAUGCCUUUCUCCCCCCGUUGGCUGAUCCACCACGAUCGCGAAGACGAAGCGAAGAGGGUCCUGAUGAGUCUACGCGGUCUCCCCGAGGACGACCCCAUUCUCCAGCUGGAAUUCCUCGAGAUCAAAGCGCAGAGUCUCUUCGAGAAGCGCACCGAGCAGGAAAAGUUCCCCCAUCUCCAUCGGACCAACACCUGGAGCUACGUCAAGCUGGAGGCCGUUGGCUUCGCCAGCUUGUUCACGACCUGGCCAAUGUUCCGGCGUGUCAUGGUCGCGACUGUCACCAUGUUCUUCCAGCAGUUCACCGGAAUCAACGCUGUCCUAUACUACGCGCCGUCCAUUUUCCAACAACUCGGAAUGAGCAGCAACACGACCUCGCUCCUUGCGACCGGAGUUGUCGGCAUAGCCAUGUUCAUCGCGACGAUCCCAGCGGUCAUCUGGGUCGACAAUUUGGGCCGCAAGCCUGUUCUUGUCGCCGGGGCUAUCGGCAUGGCCGCAUGUCAUUUCAUCAUCGCGGGAAUUUUUGGAGCGAAUGAGAACCAGUGGGAUUCGCAUCAGGCGGCUGGCUGGGGUGCUGUUUCUAUGGUGUGGUUGUUUGUAGUCCACUUCGGAUAUUCAUGGGGUCCCUGUGCUUGGAUUAUCAUUGCAGAGAUCUGGCCUUUGAGUGUUCGUGCGAAGGGGACUGCCCUUGGGGCGUCGGCUAAUUGGAUGUGCAAUUUCAUCAUUGGCCAGGUUACCCCCGAUAUGCUAAAACACAUCCGAUAUGGCACCUACAUCUUCUUCGGUCUCCUGACCACCCUCGGUGCACUGUUCAUUGCACUCCUGGUCCCUGAGACGAAGCAGUUGUCACUGGAGGAGAUGGAUGCCAUUUUUGGAUCUGAAGGAACGGCGGUGUCUGAUUUUGAACGGCAGGCUGAAAUUUCUCGGGAGAUUGGUCUGGAUGAUGCUCUGGCGCGUCUCACAGAGAGUCCGUUGUCUACAGAAGCCCGUGCUGAGGUAGACGAAGAGAAGUAG